Molecule: messenger RNA, 828 nt
Organism: Condylostylus longicornis
Lineage: Eukaryota; Metazoa; Arthropoda; Insecta; Diptera; Dolichopodidae
Product: amyloid-beta-like protein
Exons: 4
Coding region: 413-685 (90 amino acids)
Molecular function (GO): heparin binding
Source: RefSeq, a predicted model, not a curated record
CAUACGUUUCGGUCAUAUAAUUUUGGCGUUACGGUAAAAUACAAAAACCAAUUUUUUUUAUUAUUACUUUUUUUCAAUUGAAAAUAAAAAAAAUAAAAUUAAUUGUAAAAUAUUAAAAUUUAGAAAAUAUUUGAAUAUUUGUGUAAAAUUAUUAACAAAGAAAAUUUUUAAGCAGAUUAUUAAAAAAAAAAAUAUCAUAAUAAAUAAAGGAUAUUUUAAAUAUAUAAAAUAUUUUAUUUUAUAAUUUUGUGAAAAAUUUAAUAAACAAAAUAUAGUAAAAAACAAUAAUAUAAAGGAAAUUUUUUUAUAUAUAUAUAUACAAUAAAUAAUAUUAUAAACUGACGAUAUAUAUAUAAUAUAUUACUAAUUUAUUAUAUAUAUAUAUACAAAUAUACAUAAAAAUAAAAUAAAUAUGAUGUUAAUAACGAUAUUGUCAGCUCUAUUAUUGGUUAGCAGUUCUGGAUUUGUUGAGAGUGCAUCACCAAGAUGGGAACCACAAAUAUCGGUUUUAUGUGAAGCUGGUCAAGUAUUUCAGCCACAAUAUUUAACCGAAGAAGGACGCUGGAGUACUGAUUUAAAAAUUAAAACACCAUCAACAUGCUUAAGGGAUCGAAUGGAUUUAUUGGAUUAUUGUAAAAAGGUAAGCAAAUAUGAAAUUUAUGGGCGUAAAAGCUUCAAAAUUUGAAAUUACAUCUUUUACUUUUAUAACUAAAUGAAAAUAUUAAGGUAUUUUAAUUUUAAAUUUUUAUUAAAUUCAUAGUUUUGUAUUAUUAUAAUAAUUAUAAUUAUGUAAUUAACUAGGUUCAUCAAAUUUCUUAACCUCUAAGC